Molecule: messenger RNA, 4392 nt
Organism: Episyrphus balteatus (marmalade hoverfly)
Lineage: Eukaryota; Metazoa; Arthropoda; Insecta; Diptera; Syrphidae
Exons: 6
Coding region: 993-3266 (757 amino acids)
Biological process (GO): synapse organization
Cellular component (GO): neuron projection membrane
Source: RefSeq, a predicted model, not a curated record
UUAGCAGACUCCGAGGCUCUGUAAUCAUCUUUCGGUUUAGUUGUGAUUUUGCCGGUGUACCGUGAUGUCAUUGCGUCGCAGCAUACCCAACAGGAUCUUCUUCUUAAAUUUAUACAUAUGCACAACAUAAUCACAAGGACACUGAACUAAAUGUCAAUUUUUUGUCCUUAAGGAUAUUUUUUGUCAAAUAUUUCUUCAUAAAAAAAAAAAAAAAUAUCAAAGAAAAAAUAAAAAAGGAUAUCAGUGUGUUUACUACGAUGAAGAAAACAAAAAGGAUACAUCAGAGAUCCUUAUUUGAUGACAAGAAUAAUAUUUUAUGUGAGAAUCGGUGCGGCGGGUGUUGUUAUAUUUCGUCCUUGAUUGAUGACCAAAAUGUGAAUGACAAGUGAAUUGUUUUACAUGUUUUUGUUUUCAUUAUAUUUCCACCACAAUCCAAUUGAAAUAUAUUGAAGAAUAAAGGAUUCUUUUUUGUUUGUUGGGUUUUCCCCAUAUAGCUAUUCAAUUUUGAAUAAAGGAUAAUAAUUCAAAAGUUCAAUCGUCCUAGUUUUUUUUUUUUUGGUUAUUUUUUAUUCAACUAUCACGGUCGUGUGUGAUUGUCAUUGUCGUAUAGUCCCCGAGAGUGUUCGAUUUUUUUUUUUACAUUGUGUGUGUCCAGUUGGCUUGUGAACACAUUGCGGAAGAUCCUUCUGCAUUCACUAGAGAAAUUGUUUGUUUUUUCUUCCACACAAAACACACAGAAAAGGAUUAUCCCAUUUGGCAGGAGUAUCCUGAUCGUCGUUCUUUGCCCAAAAGAGAACAAAAAAAAGAAAAAAAAAAAUUGCGAAGAAAACCUAGUCCACCUAUAAUUUAUGUUUACAUUUAUAUCUAGUGCUGGUCACGUCCUACUGUGCAAAUGCGGAAUCCUUUAUAGAGGUGCAGAGAUAUACACUAUCCAACAACAACGUCACUACAACAACAGGAAAUCGUUGCAUUAACUUAUAUAUCCAAGGAGGAUGCUAUCCCUUGCAUGGCUGACAGUAUUUAUUAUUUUCGUAUAUGUUCCGGGUUCAACAUUAAAUGUUAUUGAGAGGUCCUCGUCAUCUUUGUUGUUGUUGUCAAAAUCAGAUUCAGAAGCAACAAAGCUAGAUAAAUCAUCAGUGGCAUUAGUAGGUUCGUCGUCGUUGUCAUUAAUGCCAGGCGAUGAUGAUUAUGCAAAAGAAAAACUAAUUUUUAGAAGAACAAAUAACAAUAAAACUGAAGAAGGAGAAAUAAUCGAGUUGAAUGAUAUCACAGCAGCAUCAGCACCAAUCACUAGAAAUACAACGACGACAACGAUACUAGGAGGAAAAUAUCAUCAUCAUCAGCAGCAGCAUCAGCAUCAGGAACAUCAGCGAGAGUCCUUAAAAAAGGAACAAGUGUCAGACAACGCACAUUCCGUUAUAACAAAGGAUCCAUCAGCAUCAUCGCCAUCAUCAUUAUUAUUAUCGUCGUCGAGUUUGUUGAACAUUGAAUUGACACAGGCAACAACGUCAACGACAGAUACACCAACGACAACGACGAUAUCAGCAAGGACGACAACAACAACAACAAAAACACCACCACCACCAACAGAGACGACAGCAAUAAGAACGUGGAAUAAUUUAAAUGAUUUCGGAAAUAGCAAAAAUAACAAUGGCCGAAGAAGUAGUAAGAGCAUUUAUGGGCAACAUGAACCAACGCCAACACCAACACCACAACCACCACUGCUGCCACCACCCGCGGCACAACAACAAAACCGGCAACACUUACAGUUAGCAUUGUUGUCAGCAUCAUCAUCACUGUCCUCCUCAUCGUCUGGAGGAACGCAUCAGCAGUCAUUGUUGAAUCCUAUCCCAGUCGCAAUUCUAAGGAAUACUACAACUGUCCUGCCUUUGCAAUUAACGCAAUCUAUUCAAAAUACGGCGAGUGUAAUCAUCCGCGGUAAUAGUUUGAAUUGGGGGUAUGUUGAACUGGCUUCAAGUGAUUCACCGUCGACGUCGUCGCCUCCAUUCUCAAUAUCAUCAUCAACCCCCCGGACAGCAGAAUUACCAGGAGCAGUUGUAGUACCAACACAACUGCCCCAUCAGCUAUCAUCGACGACAUCGUCAGCAGCAGGAUCGUCAUUUGUGCUAUCACUGUCACCAGGUUCGUCGUCGUUCUUGUACUCAUCUGAAUUGCCAUUAAUGUCGUCCUCGUCCUCGACACUGGCAUCGUCGUUGUCGUCGUUGUCACCAUUGUCGCCAACUACUACAUCUUUGUCAUCGUCGAUGUCGUCGUUGUCCACUACUUCAACUGCCAGGACAACGACAUCCACAACGACACCCAAGUCGCCGUCUCUAUCAUCUACGGACGGGUAUCUAAAUAUAACCAGCCAAGCUGGCACCCAUGCCUAUUUGCCGUGCAAUUUUCCUCAAUUGCAGGUGAAACAACUUGUCAAAAAGCCCAUAUCUUGGUUACGAGUACGUGACGGUCACAUUCUAACUGUAGAUCAAACAACAUUCAUUGCUGAUCAACGCUUCCAAUCAAUCUACACACCCAAUCCGGAACGCUGGUCCUUGCAAAUCAAAUAUGUGCAAACAAAAGAUGCUGGCACCUAUGAGUGUCAGGUGUCCACCGAACCGAAAACGAGUGCCAUCGUCAGUCUCAACAUAGUUGAACCGAAAACGGAAUUAAUUGGCGAAUCGAAUCGGCAUGUCAAGGCUGGCAGUCAAGUGAAGUUACGUUGCAUCAUUAGCCAGGCUUUAGAGCCUCCAUUAUAUAUUAAUUGGUACCACAAUCGUCAGCAAAUCUUUUUGCAUAACCGAAAGGGUUGGCGGACCGAAAUCGAACGUGAUGUUGCAGUGAGUGGAACAACUGCAACUGGCUCCUCAUCCUCGUCGUCGUCCUCUUUAUCCUCUUCAAAUAGUAACAACAACAACAACAUCAGCCAGGACAAACAGAGUACUACGAUUGCAUCAUUAAUUAUACCAUCGGUGGGCAAAAAGGACUCAGGGAAUUAUACAUGCAGUCCGUCAAACAGUGAGCCCAUAACAGUUGUGCUGCAUGUCCUCAAUGGAGAGUAUUCAGCAUCGGCAAUAACAUCUGGCAGUGCUAGAAGCAACAGUAUCAAGGACAUUCAAGGACUACUUCAUCUGAUUCCUUGGGUCAUUAGCUUAGUGAUGUGUUUUGGUCAGAUGAUAUAUUUCUAUGAUGUCAGCCGAUUGCUGCUUCCAUUAUCAUCAUCACAGUUGAGAAGGAGGACGACAUCAUUGACAGCAGAGAGAAACUAAAGUGCAACACAGUAAAAGGAUCUCCAGAAAAGGACGAUGUGUAAUUAUCACUCGAGAUGACUUAUCUAUAUAAAGAAGAAGAAAGAUACUUCAUUGUAAAGGAAAUUCAAUAACUGAACUGAAUGUGUUGGUAUCCUCUCAACUACCCCCAACCCCCUUAUCCCCUAUCCCUUCUCUCUUACCUAACUAACUAUUCAACCAGUUAAACAUCCAGAAGUAUCCAUUAGAUUUAUGGGACUUAUCCCAUAUUUGUGUGUAUCUUAAGGAAUAAUUAAUAAUAACAGCAGUUUAUCUUAUACACAUACAUAUAUAACCAAGCCAUAUAAAUAUAUGUCUUUGUAUAUGUGUGACUGAAUGUGUGUGAAUAUUUUGUAUGUAUGUGAUGUUAUUUUGUCCAUUUUCCUUUCUUUUUUCAGUGCGAGUGUGUUUGUAAGAUGAUUGUGCAAAUAAAUUUCAAAUAAAACAUUCAACAAUUCAUAAAGAAAGCUUUUCUUGGAAGAAAAUAUAAUACAUUUUCAAAGCAGUCACUUAAAUGACACAUACAUUUGUUUUCGAUUAAAAUAGAUAGAUAAGAAAAAGAUAUAAAAUUAUUUCAAUGUAAAUAAAAUACAACACGAAAAUUUAUGAUUCAAACGAAACAUUGAAAACUCAUGAAACUGAAAGGUUUAUUGGAAUAUUUCAAUGCAGUUUGAACUCUUAGCAUCCUGAAUGCAUUUUGAGAAUUGAUUGAAGAGGGGAUAUAAAUUUAAGCGGAAAUGAAUGAAGGGAGAACUCCUUCAAAUACAGUAACAAAAUUUAUUGUAUUGGAAUUAAUCACGAAAAUCAAACUGCAGCAGAUAAUAUUUAUAUAAAGGUAAUUUCAAAAUUUCAGAAGCAUUAUCAACAACAACAACAAGAGGGAUUUGUUACUAAGAAGUCCUUUUGCACGAGAGAUAGAUAUGGAGAAAACAAACAAAAUAUUCGAGUGAAACUACCUACUUUACAUUGAAUAAAUAAUAAUCAAAAUUUAAUCUUAUACAUAAACAAAAACAUGUCUUAUGUAGGAAAUUCAUCAUUGUUUUGAGAUGUUGUAUGCAUUUAAAAACACAUCAAAAGCUGGGAGAUGAAGUAAAUAAGAUACACACUG